GCGCCUGCCACCGCGGCUACACCGGGCCUGACUGCAGCCAGCCCGCCUGCCCCAGCGACUGCGGGGGGCAUGGGGAGUGCCGGAACGGGGAGUGCCACUGCCAGGAUGGCUACGCCGGCGAGGACUGCACCCUAGAGAUCCCGGCUGUGACGCUGCGCGUGGGGCGCCGGGACGAGGGCUCCUUCCGCCUGCAAUGGACUCGCCCCAAGAUCCACGUGGAUGGAUAUGAAAUUCACCUCGUUCCCACGGGUGACCCCGAGGGGGCCGUGUCCCUGCAGCUGCCCGGCUCGGCCACGUCCUUCGAGCGCUCAGGGCUGGGCCCUGGCCAGGAGUUCAGCGUCACCGUCCGGGCCCAGCGAGCCCAGCGCCUCGGGCCCCCCGCCACCCAGAGCGUCCGCACCCGUAGGGAUCGACGCUCCCCGUGACCUGCGCCCCACGGGGGCCACGGCCACCUCGCUGAGCCUGCGCUGGGAGCCCCCGGCCGCCCAGCCCGACGGAUACACCCUGCACUACCGCCCGGUGGGGCGGGACAGCCCCGAGCCCCCCACCCGCCUGACCCUGCCCCCCAACCGCACCACCCUCACCCUGACCGGCCUCCGUAGCACCACCCAGUACACCCUCACCCUGACCGCCCACCGCGGCCCAGAGCAGAGCUCUCCCGCCAGCACCAGCGCCACCACCGCUCCAGAGGCAUCUGGCACCGAGCCCCCCCCCACGCCCAGCCUCUCCCGCUCUGGGCCGCCCCCAGGGGACCUGGCCGUGACAGACGUCUCCCCCGACCGGUUCCGCGUCACCUGGACGGCCAUGACCGGCACCUUCCAGCACUUCCUGCUUCAGUACCGGGAGCCCGGCUCCCGGGCGCCUCCCGGGCACACCCAGGUGCCUGGGGGGAAGAGGAGCGUGAUCGUCACCCAGCUGAGCCCCGGCACCGAAUACGAGGUGGAGCUGCAGGGGGUGGCACCUGACGGGACCAUCUCAGAGCCCAUCACCACCAGCGUGUGGACAGCACCCCUUGGCGGGGGCCCCGGGCCAGGCGACCUGGGGGCCCUGGGGGUCAGGAACGUGACCAGCGAUGGCUUUGGGCUGCAGUGGAGGGCGCGGCAGGGCCUGUUCCAGUCCUUCCUGCUGCGCUACGAGGAUGCGGCCGGGCGCACGGGGCCCCGGGAGGCCGAGGUGCCGGCGGACCAGCGGGCGACCCGCCUUGGGGGGCUGCGGCCUGGCACCCAGUACAACGUCACGCUGUACGGGGUGCACCGCGGCCAGCUCUCACCCCCCCUCAGAGCCAGCGUCCGGACAGCGCCAGCAGAACCCGGCACCCAGCCCAGCCUGGGGGAGCUCUCGGCCUCCGACGUCACCCACGACUCCGCCCUGCUCUCCUGGACCGUCCAGGCUGGGGACUUCGACUCCUUCCUCCUCCAGUACAAGGACGCGGAGGGCAAACCCCAGGCGCUGCCCGUGGACGGGGGAUCCCGCACGGUCACCGUCACCAACCUGGCCCCCUCCCGCAGAUACAAGUUCAACCUCUACGGCAUCUCCGGCCGCAAGCGCCUCGGCCCCGUCUCCACCGACGCCGUCACAGCCAAGGAGCCGCGGGAGCCGGAACUCACCACCCAGCCCAGCCUGGGGGAACUCUCAGCCUCUGACGUCACCCACGACUCCGUCCUGCUCUCCUGGACCGUCCAGGCCGGAGACUUCGACUCCUUCCUCCUCCAGUACAAGGACACGGAGGGCAAACCCCAGGCGCUGCCCGUGGAUGGGGGAUCCCGUACGGUCACUGUAACGAACCUGGCACCUUCCCACAGAUACAAGUUCAACCUCUACGGCAUCUCCGGCCGCAAGCGCCUCAGCCCCGUCUCCACCGACACCAUCACAGCCAAGGAGCCGCGGGAGCUGGAACUCACCUUCCAGCCCAGCCUGGGGGAGCUCUCGGCCUCCGACGUCACCCACGACUCCGUCCUGCUCUCCUGGACCGUCCAGGCCGGGGACUUCGACUCCUUCCUCCUGCAGUACAAGGACGCGGAGGGCAAACCCCAGGCGCUGCCCGUGGAUGGGGGAUCCCGUACGGUCACUGUAACGAACCUGGCCCCCUCCCGCAGAUACAAGUUCAACCUCUACGGCAUCUCCGGCCGCAAGCGCCUCGGCCCCAUCUCCACCGACGCCGUCACAGCUGCAGGGCCGCCGAAGGAGGUACCCACCACCCAGCCCAGCCUGGGGGAGCUCUCGGCCUCCGACGUCACCCACGACUCCAUCCUGCUCUCCUGGACCGUCCAGGCCGGGGACUUCGACUCCUUCCUCCUCCAGUACAAGGACGCGGAGGGCAAACCCCAGGUGCUGCCCAUGGACGGGGGAUCCCGCACGUUCACCGUCACCAACCUGGCCCCCUCCCGCAGAUACAAGUUCAACCUCUACGGCGUCUCCGGCCGCAAGCACCUUGGCCCCGUCUCCACCGACGCCGUUACAGCCGCAGUGCGGCAGGAGGAAGAACCCACCGCCGAGCCCAGCCUGGGGGAGCUCUCGGCCUCCGACGUCACCCACGACUCCAUCCUGCUCUCCUGGACCGUCCAGGCCGGGGACUUCGACUCCUUCCUCCUCCAGUACAAGGAUGCGGAGGGCAAACCCCAGGCGCUGCCCAUGGAUGGGGGAUCCCGCACGGUCACCGUCACCAACCUGGCCCCCUCCCACAGAUACAACUUCAAAUUCUAUGGUGUCUCCGGCCGCAAGCGCCUUGGGCCUAUCUCCACUAACGCUGUCACAGCCGCGGCACCGACGGAGGCGGUACCCACGGCCCAGCCCAGCCUGGGGGAGCUCUCAGCCUCUGACGUCACCCACGACUCCACCCUGCUCUCCUGGACCGUCCAGGACGGGGACUUCGACUCCUUCCUCCUCCAGUACAAGGACGCGCAGGGCAAACCCCAGGCGCUGCCCGUGGACGGGGGAUCCCGCACGGUCACCGUAACCAGCCUGGCCCCCUCCCGCAGAUACAAGUUCAACCUCUACGGCAUCUCCGGCCGCAAGCGCCUCGGCCCCGUCUCCACCGACACCGUCACAGCGCCAUGGAAGGACGAAUCCGCCCCCCAGCCCAGCCUGGGGGAGCUCUCAGCCUCCAACAUCACCCAUGACUCCAUCCUGCUCUCCUGGACCGUCCAGGCCGGGGACUUCGACUCCUUCCUCCUCCAGUACAAGGAUGCGGAGGGCAACCCCCAGGUGCUGCCCGUGGACGGGGGAUCCCGCACGGUCACCAUCACCAACCUGGCCCCCUCCCGCAGAUACAAGUUCAACCUCUACGGCAUCUCUGGCCGCAAGCGCCUUGGCCCCGUCUCCACCGACACCGUCACAGCACCGCAGAAGGAGGUACCCACGGCCCAGCCCAGCCUGGGGGAGCUCUCGGCCUCCGACGUCACCCACGACUCCAUCCUGCUCUCCUGGACCGUCCAGGCCGGGGACUUCGACUCCUUCCUCCUCCAGUACAAGGACGCGGAGGGCAAACCCCAGGCGCUGCCCGUGGACGGGGGAUCCCGCACGGUCACCGUCACCAACCUGGCCCCCUCCCGCAGAUACAAGUUCAACCUCUACGGCAUCUCCGGCCGCAAGCGCCUCGGCCCCGUCUCCACCGACGCCGUCACAGCCGCGGUGACGGACGGGGAGCAGGAACUCACCUUCCAGCCCAGCCUGGGGGAGCUCUCGGCCUCUGACGUCACCCACGACUCCGUCCUGCUCUCCUGGACCGUCCAGGCUGGGGACUUCGACUCCUUCCUCCUCCAGUACAAGGACGCAGAGGGCAAACCCCAGGCACUGCCCAUGGACGGGGGAUCCCGCAUGGUCACCGUCACCAACCUGGCACCUUCCCACAGAUACAAGUUCAACCUCUACGGCAUCUCUGGCCGCAAGCGCCUCGGCCCCGUCUCCACCGACGCCGUCACAGCCGUGGCACCGCGGGACCAGGCAGCUGGGACGCAGCUCCGCCUGGGGGAGCUGUCAGCGGCCAACGCAGCCCACGACUCCAUCGACCUCUCCUGGACUGUGGAGGAGGGGACAUUCGACUCCUUCAUCCUCCAGUACCGGGACGCAGAGGGCAACCCCCGGGCGCUGCCUGUGGACGGUGCCCUGCGCUCCCUCCACCUCCAUGACCUGGCCCCCUCCCGCAGAUACAAGUUCAACCUCUACGGCGUCUCCGGCCGCAAGCGCCUCGGCCCCGUCUCCACCGACGCCGUCACAGCCGCGGCACCGACGGAGGCGGUACCCACCGCCCAGCCCAGCCUGGGGGAGCUCUCAGCCUCUGACGUCACCCACGACUCCACCCUGCUCUCCUGGACCGUCCAGGCCGGGAACUUCGACUCCUUCCUCGUCCAGUACAAGGACGCGCAGGGCAAACCCCAGGCGCUGCCCAUGGACGGGGGAUCCCGCACGGUCACCGUCACCAACCUGGCCCCCUCCCGCAGAUACAAGUUCAACCUCUACGGCAUCUCCGGCCGCAAGCGCCUCGGCCCCAUCUCCACCGACACCAUCACAGCCGCGGCACCGACGGAGGAGGUACCCACGGCCCAGCCCAGCCUGGGGGAGCUCUCGGCCUCCGACGUCACCCACGACUCCAUCCUGCUCUCCUGGACCAUCCAGGACGGGGACUUCGACUCCUUCCUCCUGCAGUACAAGGACGCGGAGGGCAAACCCCAGGCGCUGCCCGUGGAUGGGGGAUCCCGCACGGUCACCGUCACCAACCUGGCCCCCUCCCGCAGAUACAAGUUCAACCUCUACGGCAUCUCCGGCCGCAAGCGCCUCGGACCCGUCUCCACUGACACCGUCACAGCCGCGGCACCGACGGAGGCAGUACCCAUGGCCCAGCCCAGCCUGGGGGAGCUCUCGGCCUCCGACGUCACCCACGACUCCACCCUGCUCUCCUGGACCGUCCAGGCCGGGAACUUCGACUCCUUCCUCCUCCAGUACAAGGACGCGCAGGGCAAACCCCAGGCGCUGCCCGUGGACGGGGGAUCCCGCACGGUCACCGUCACCAACCUGGCCCCCUCCCGCAGAUACAAGUUCAACCUCUACGGCAUCUCCGGCCGCAAGCGCCUCGGCCCCGUCUCCACCGACGCCGUCACAGCCGCGGCACCGACGGAGGAGGUACCCAUGGCCCAGCCCAGCCUGGGGGAGCUCUCAGCCUCUGACGUCACCCACGACUCCACCCUGCUCUCCUGGACCGUCCAGGACGGGGACUUCGACUCCUUUCUCGUCCAGUACAAGGACGCGCAGGGCAAACCCCAGGCGCUGCCCGUGGAUGGGGGAUCCCGCACGGUCACCGUCACCAACCUGGCCCCCUCCCGCAGAUACAAGUUCAGCCUCUACGGCAUCUCCGGCCGCAAACGCCUUGGCCCCGUCUCCACCGACACCGUCACAGCCGCGGCACCGACGGAGGAGGUACCCAUGGCCCAGCCCAGCCUGGGGGAGCUCUCAGCCUCUGACGUCACCCACGACUCCACCCUGCUCUCCUGGACCGUCCAGGACGGGGACUUCGACUCCUUCCUCGUCCAGUACAAGGACGCGCAGGGCAAACCCCAGGCGCUGCCCGUGGAUGGGGGAUCCCGCACGGUCACCGUCACCAACCUGGCCCCCUCCCGCAGAUACAAGUUCAGCCUCUACGGCAUCUCCGGCCGCAAACGCCUUGGCCCCGUCUCCACCGACACCGUCACAGCCGCGGCACCGACGGAGGCAGUACCCACGGCCCAGCCCAGCCUGGGGGAGCUCUCGGCCUCCGACGUCACCCAUGACUCCACCCUGCUCUCCUGGACGGUCCAGGCCGGGGACUUCGACUCCUUCCUCGUCCAGUACAAGGACGCACAGGGCAAACCCCAGGCGCUGCCCGUGGAUGGGGGAUCCCGCACGGUCACCGUCACCAACCUGGCCCCGUCCCGCAGAUACAAGUUCAACCUCUACGGCAUCUCCGGCCGCAAGCGCCUCGGCCCCAUCUCCACCGACACCGUCACAGCCGCAGCACCGACGGAGGCAGUACCCACGGCCCAGCCCAGCCUGGGGGAGCUCUCGGCCUCCGAUGUCACCCACGACUCCAUCCUGCUCUCCUGGACCGUCAAGGCCGGGGACUUCGACUCCUUCCUCCUCCAGUACAAGGACGCACAGGGCAAACCCCAGGCGCUGCCUGUGGACGGGGGAUCCCGCACGGUCACCGUAACCAACCUGGCCCCCUCCCGCAGAUACAAGUUCAGCCUCUACGGCAUCUCCGGCCGCAAUCGCCUCGGCCCCGUCUCCACCGACACCGUCACAGCCGCGGCACCGACGGAGGAGGUACCCAUGGCCCAGCCCAGCCUGGGGGAGCUCUCGGCCUCCGACAUCACCCACGACUCCAUCAUUCUCUCCUGGAGCAUCGAGGCUGGGGACUUCGACUCCUUCCUCCUCCAGUACAAGGACGCGCAGGGCAAACCCCAGGCGCUGCCCGUGGAAGGGGGAUCCCGCACGGUCACCGUCACCAACCUGGCCCCCUCCCGCAGAUACAAGUUCAGCCUCUACGGCAUCUCCGGCCGCAAGCGCCUCGGCCCCAUCUCCACCGACGCCAUCACAGCCGCGGCACCGACGGAGGCAGUACCCACGGCCCAGCCCAGCCUGGGGGAGCUCUCGGCCUCCGACGUCACCCACGACUCCAUCCUGCUCUCCUGGACCGUCCAGGACGGGGACUUCGACUCCUUCCUCCUCCAGUACAAGGACGCGCAGGGCAAACCCCAGGCGCUGCCUGUGGACGGGGGAUCCCGCACAGUCACCGUCACCAACCUGGCCCCCUCCCGCAGAUACAAGUUCAACCUCUACGGCAUCUCCGGCCGCAAACGCCUCGGCCCCGUCUCCACCGACACCGUCACAGCCGCGGCACCGACGGAGGCAGUACCCACGGCCCAGCCCAGCCUGGGGGAGCUCUCGGCCUCCGACGUCACCCACGACUCCAUCCUGCUCUCCUGGACCGUCCAGGACGGGGACUUCGACUCCUUCCUCCUCCAGUACAAGGACGCGCAGGGCAAACCCCAGGCGCUGCCCAUGGACGGGGGAUCCCGCACGGUCACCGUCACCAACCUGGCCCCCUCCCGCAGAUACAAGUUCAACCUCUACGGCAUCUCCGGCCGCAAACGCCUCGGCCCCGUCUCCACCGACACCGUCACAGCCGCGGCACCGACGGAGGCAGUACCCACGGCCCAGCCCAGCCUGGGGGAGCUCUCAGCCUCCGACGUCACCCACGACUCCAUCCUGCUCUCCUGGACCGUCCAGGCUGGGGACUUUGACUCCUUCCUCCUCCAGUACAAGGACGCGCAGGGCAAACCCCAGGCCCUGCCUGUGGAUGCGGGAUCCCGCAUGGUCACCGUAACCAACCUGGCCCCCUCCCGCAGAUACAAGUUCAACCUCUACGGCAUCUCCGGCCGCAAGCGCCUCGGCCCCGUCUCCACCGACACCGUCACAGCCGCGGCACCGACGGAGGCAGUACCCACGGCCCAGCCCAGCCUGGGGGAGCUCUCGGCCUCCGACGUCACCCACGACUCCAUCCUGCUCUCCUGGACCGUCCAGGCCGGGAACUUCGACUCCUUCCUCCUCGAGUACAAGGACGCGCAGGGCAAACCCCAGGUGCUGCCUGUGGAUGGCGGAUCCCGCACGGUCACCGUCACCAACCUGGCCCCCUCCCACAGAUACAAGUUCAACCUCUACGGCAUCUCCGGCCGCAAGCGCCUCGGCCCCAUCUCCACCGACAGCGUCACAGCCGCGGCACCGACGGAGGCAGUACCCACAGCCCAGCCCAGCCUGGGGGAGCUCUCGGCCUCCGACGUCACCCACGACUCCAUCCUGCUCUCCUGGACCGUCCAGGCCGGGGACUUCGACUCCUUCCUCCUCCAGUACAAGGACGCGGAGGGCAAACCCCAGGCGCUGCCCGUGGACGGGGGAUCCCGCACGGUCACCGUCACCAACCUGGCCCCCUCCCGCAGAUACAAGUUCAACCUCUACGGCAUCUCCGGCCGCAAGCGCCUCGGCCCCGUCUCCACCGACGCCGUCACAGCCGCGGCGCCGCGGGACAAGGGAGCCGGGACGCAGCUACGCCUGGGGCAGCUCUCAGCCUCCAGUGUCACCCACGACUCCGCCCUGCUCUCCUGGACCGUGGAGGAGGGGACCUUUGACUCCUUCAUCCUCCAGUACAAGGACGCGCAGGGCAAACCCCAGGCGCUGCCCGUGGACGGGGGAUCCCGCACGGUCACCGUAACCAGCCUGGCCCCCUCCCGCAGAUACAAGUUCAACCUCUACGGCAUCUCCGGCCGCAAGCGCCUCGGCCCCGUCUCCACCGACGCCGUCACAGGCCGGCCGGACGAGGACGAGGAGGAGGAGGAAGGGGCCACGCAGCCCAAGCUGGGGGAGCUCUCGACCUCCGAGGUCACCAAAGACUCCGUCCGCCUCUCCUGGAGCGUCCAGGCCGGGGCCUUCGACUCCUUCCUCCUGCAGUACCGGGACGCGGACGGCAAACCCCAGGCGCUGCCCGUGGACGGGGGAUCCCGCACGGUCACCGUCUCCGACCUGCUCCCCUCCCGCAAGUACAAGUUCAGCCUCUACGGCGUCUCCGGCAGCAAGCGCCUCGGCCCCGUCUCCACCGACGCCGUCACAGCCUUCCCGGAAGCCUCCAGCGUGACGCCCGCCCGGCUGGAGCAGCUGCUCGUCUCCGAGGUGACCCCGACCUCCCUGCGGCUGCGCUGGGACGCGCCCGAGGGCGACUUCGACACCUUCCUCGUGCGGUACCGGGCCGAGGGCCGGGGCCCCGCCCAGGAGGUGCCGGUGCCGGGGGCCCAGCGCUCGGCCGUGCUGCGGGGGCUGCGGCCCGGCACCGAAUACGGCCUGGCCGUGUACGGCCUGCGGCAGGGCGAGGAGACGGCCGACGUCCACGGGGCCGCGCGGACCAGCAGCCUCGAGCUGGCGAGGCCCCGGGAGCUGCGCUUCAGCGACGUCCGAGAGACCUCGGUGGGGGUGACCUGGGGGGCCUCGGCCACCCCCGUCGACCGCUACAAGGUGUCCUUCCAGCUGCGCCACGGGGGGGAGCCGCAGAGCGCGCUGGUCGAGGGCACCCGGCUGCAGACGACGCUCGAGGGGCUGAUCCCCGGGGCCAGCUACGAGGUCAGCGUCAUGGCCGUGCGGGGCUUCGAGGAGAGCGAGCCGCUGGUGGGCUACGUGACCACGGUCCCCGACGGCCCCUCGGAUCUACGCGCCGUCAACGUCGCCGACACCGCGGCCCUGCUGCGCUGGCGCCCGCCCCGGGCCCCGGUCCAGAGCUACGAGCUGAGCUACGGGCCCCCCCAGGGCCCCUCGGUGACGCUGCGGCUCCCCGGGGACCGGGCCGAGCACCCCCUGGCCGGGCUGCGGCUGGACACCGAGUAUCUGGUCAGCGUCCACGGGGUGACGGGGGGGAACCGCAGCUCCCCCGCCAGCGCCACCUUCACCACCGGGCUGGACGCCCCCCGGGACCUGCGAGCCACCGAGGUGACCCCCCGCAGCGCCCGGCUCUCCUGGACCCCCCCCCGCGUCCCCCCCGCCGGCUACCUGCUGAGCUACGAGACGCCCUCCGGCCAAACGCAGGAGAUCCCCCUGGGCGCCGACGCCGCCUCCCACCAGCUGAGCAACCUGACCCCGUCCAGCCGCUACCAGGUCCGGGUGCAGGCGAUCCGGGGGGGCCGCCCCAGCACCCCCAUCGCCACCUCCUUCAACACCGUCUGGCUGAGCUACCCCUUCCCCCGGGACUGCGCGGAGGAGCAGCUGAACGGGCCGGGCCCCUCCCGCGAGGUGACCAUCUACCUGGGGGGCGACAGGCAGCGCCCCCUGCUGGUGUUCUGCGACAUGGAGACUGACGGGGGCGGCUGGCUGGUGUUCCAGCGGCGCAUGAACGGCGAGACGGAUUUCUGGCGCGACUGGCAGGACUAUGCCCAGGGCUUCGGGAACCGAUCCCAGGAGUUCUGGCUGGGUAACGACGCCCUGCACGAGCUGACGGCCGCGGGGGAGCAGGAGCUGCGGGUGGAUCUCCGGGCCGGCGCCGAGGCCGCGUUCGCCCAGUACCAGCGGUUCCGGGUGGACCCCCCCAGCGAGCAUUAUCGCCUGCACCUGGGCAGCUACCGCGGCACGGCCGGCGACGCGCUGAGCUACCACUCGGGCAGCGUCUUCUCGACCCGGGACCGGGACCCGAACCGGCUGCUGAUCCCCUGCGCGGUGUCCUACCGCGGGGCCUGGUGGUACCGCAACUGCCACUACGCCAACCUCAACGGGCUCUACGGCAGCCGCCGGGACCACCAGGGCGUGAACUGGUUUAACUGGAAAGGCUUCGAGUUCUCCAUCCCCUUCACCGAGAUGAAGCUGCGGCCGCGGCGGGGCUGAGGCGGCCGGACGGACCGACAGACGGACGCGAGGGAGCGGGAGAGCGCAGCACCACCGGGCGCCACCAGGGGGAGCCGGGGCGUCACGAGGAGACCCCCCCAGGGGGCCCUUCCACCCACCCCUCCCCCCUAGGGACCCCCCUUCCCCACAGAGCCCCCCCAAUGCUUAAUUCCCUCCAUACCCCCCCAGCUCACCUAGCCCCUCCCACACACCCCUGCGGGGUCCCUGCUCCCCACAGUGCAGCAGGCCCAGGCUGGAGGGAGCAGCCCAAUCCAGCCGGGGCGGGGAAGAUGGAACCCAGGAAUCCUGACCCCCAGCUCCUCUGGGGCUCCCCUGUCCCCUCCCCAAGCAGGGGACCCGUGACCCCACCCCUGGUGGAGCGACGGAGACGGAUGCACCCAAAGCACCUUUAUUCUGACUGACACAGCCCGGAUGGGCAAGGACGUUGGGGGGCAGAGUUAAGGGGGUUUGCCGGGAAAUCUGGGGAGGGCAGAGUUAAGGGGGUUUGCAGGGGGCUGUACAGAGUCUAUUGAGCGAUAUAGUUUAUAUAUAAAAAAACAGCUGAAAA
Molecule: messenger RNA, 10954 nt
Organism: Mauremys mutica (yellowpond turtle)
Lineage: Eukaryota; Metazoa; Chordata; Testudines; Geoemydidae
Gene: TNXB
Product: tenascin XB
Exons: 43
Coding region: 220-10386 (3388 amino acids)
Molecular function (GO): protein binding
Source: RefSeq, a predicted model, not a curated record